GGAAAUCAAAAUUUGGGGAAAUGUCUACCUGGCAAAUCUUCUCCGACGCCGGCGAUAAUAAUUUCCGGUGGGAGAUAUCAUCUGGUCGAGUAAUCCCAUCCAAAUCCGAUGACCGCUUCAUCAACUCUGGCCCGCCGCUCCCUUCCAUGGCUGACCUCUUGCUUCAAGCAGGAAGCUCAAAGCUUCUAGAGAUAGGUGAACGGGAAGCUGAGAAACUGCCGUUGUUCAGGACCGCACUAGGUAAGUCGGUGGUGUUGAAAGAGUCAUCAAUCGCUAAAGCGUUGUCUGUUCUCGAUGACGAUGGCGCUACUUCCUCGGGUGAUAUGCUUAGAAGAGAUAAUGGCCUUGUUUCUUUGAAUUCUUUUUUCCAAACGGGUUCUGGAAAAUCAGUUAAUAUUUCUUCGGCCGGUCUUGUUAGAGCCAAGAAACUGUUGGGAUUGGAAGAAGAUAAUGCUCAUUGCAACUUGCAAGGGGAGUGUGUGAGAGAUCUGUCUGAUUGCACUGAGCAGAAAGGACGGGACAAUUUAGAUACAAAAGAGGGAACAAAUAAUUAUGGGGUUAUAGAUUCUUCAUCAUUUCAAAUGCAUUCCUCAAGUUUCAAGGCAUGUUUAGCUGGAAGUGAUUUGAACAGUGAGGUUAAUUCAACUGGGAUGCAUUAUGACAUUCUUAAUUCGACUCCCAAGAUGCCCCCAAUGAAGUUUCAUACAGCCGGUGGAAGAUCAUUAUCUGUUUCUGGUGAUGCAUUGAAACGAGCAAGGAGUCUCCUUGGUGAUCCAGAGUUGGGGAAUUUCUUGGACAAGAUGGAUGCAGAUGAUUCCUUGAGGAAAUCUGGUGGUAUUCAGUUGAACAAGGAACAAGAUAAAUACACUCCUUGUUCUCAUCAAGGAACUGAGAAGAAUGUAUGCGUGUCAAGGGUUUUCAUAUCCCCUUUGCAAUCAUUUAACAAGCAGUUGAGAUCACCAUUCAAUUCAGAAAAUUUAGCUCUGGGAAGUAACUUGAUCGAGAAAUUUGAGGCAGUCAGUGAUGAAAAUAUUUGUGCUUUGAGUAGUAGCAAAUCUUCGAGGGAUGAGCCCUUAGAUGUUCGGUCUUCUGCACUGCAGUCAAUAAUAAAUUAUUCUUCAAAAAAAGGUGCUGGUUCAAGGAUUAAUCCUCUUGGACAGUCUUCUUGCAUGCCCCUCACUGACAUAUCAAAUCAUGUUGGUAAAGUUAACAUAAACAAUAAACCAACUGCUACUGAAAAAAGGAGGCUUGGAAGUGCAAGUUCUAUGUCCCCAUUCAAGAGACCUCGCAGUUCAAAAUUCUCAACUCCAUUGAAUAAAACAAGUAAAACUGUUUCCAAUGGUUUGUCUUCUUUGUCAUCAGAACGUUCCUGCUCCAGAAGGGUGGUCUCUACUAGGUACCCAUUUCAGGUUCCAAGAGUAUACAUCAAGGAAUAUUUUGUAUUGCCGCCAUUGGCCCAGAGCAAGCUAGAGCAUUCACUGCACCAAGUAAGAUCAGAUAAUGCAGAUAAAUACGAGUUUACUGAUGAUUCUGGUAACAGCAUUGGGGCGGAAGGUUUCUUCCAUAUGUUGGUGCACUCAGGAGCUUCAACUCAACAUGUGUCUAAAGAGUGGGUCAGAAAUCACUACAAGUGGAUAGUUUGGAAACUUGCAUGUUAUGAUAGAUGCUAUCCAUCCAAAUCAACUGGGAAAUUUUUGACUCUAUCCAAUGUGCUUGAGGAACUAAAGUACAGAUAUGAGAGAGAAGUAAAUCAUGGUCACCGUUCUGCAAUUAAGAGGAUUCUUGACGGGGAUGCAUCAACUUCUUCAAUGUUGGUGCUCUGCAUUUCAGCCGUUCACCUAAGUUGCGAACAAAAGAUUGGUAAUCAUUCCAUGGAAACAAAUGGGCCUGAUGACAAGAACCUUGCUCAAGUAGAACUAACUGAUGGGUGGUAUUCAAUAGGUGCUCUUCUGGACAUAUUGUUGUCAAAGCAGCUUCAUUCUGGAAAAUUGUUUGUGGGGCAGAAGCUUAGGAUAUGUGGAGCAGGAUUAUCUGGUUGGGUUGGGCCAAUUUCACCCCUCGAGGCAUCAAAAUCUGUCAGUUUACUGUUGAAUAUGAAUGGGACAUACAGAGCUUGCUGGGCCGAUCGACUUGGUUUCUGCAAAAGUGUCGGUGAUCCUUUGGCUUUUAGGUGCAUCAAGAGAAAUGGGGGCCCAGUUCCUUGUACUUUAGUUGGAGUUACACGGGUCUAUCCUAUACUGUACAAGGAGAGGUUAACUAAUGGCAAAUCUAUAGUCAGAUCAGAGAAGACGGAGAUGAAAAUGAUGCAACUAUUCAACCAAAGGCGCUCAGUUAUUGCCGAGGGUAUCUUAUCUGAAUAUCAGAGGGGGCCCAACAGUUACCCAAUCCAUAAUGACAGUGAUAGUGAAGGUGCGAAGAUUUUAAAAAUUCUUGAAACGGCUGCUGAACCAGAAGUUUUAAUGGCAGAAAUGAGCCCAGAGCAACUGACAUCAUUUGCUACAUAUAAAGCCAAAUUAGAGGCAUCUAGGCAAAGAGAGAUAGAAAAAACAAUCGAGAAAGCUCUGGAAGACACUGGCUUAAGAGAGAGAGAAGUCACUCCGUUUGUGAGAGUAAGAGUUACGGGGUUAACUACAGGAAAUCAUCAAGGAAAGAGCAUUACAAAAAAGGAAGGCAUGAUAACAAUUUGGAAUCCAACGGAGAAGCAGCAAAGCGAACUGGUCGAAGGACGGGUAUAUGUUUUCAAAGGGCUUAUACCAAUGAACUCAGAUUCAGAAACUCUUUAUUUACAAGCAAGAGGAUCUACCACACAGUGGGAGCCUGUGCCUCCUGAAGCAGUUCAACACUUCGAGCCAUUUUUCAAUCCACGCAAAUCUGUUUCAUUAUCAAAGUUGGGUGAAGUUCCUCUUUCAAGUGAAUUUGAUAUUGCUGCAUGGGUUCUGUAUGUGGGAGAGGUUUAUAUUGAUGCUCAGCGAAGGAAACAGUGGGUGUUCGUGACAGAUGGUUCUGUUUCAGAUAUAAAAUCAGGAGAAAUAUCAAAUUCUUUACUUGCUAUCAACUUCUGCUCACCAUGUGUUGAUGACGAUUCCUUUUUGCAAAUCAAUCACAAUCUUGCUGGAUCCUUGGUUGGAUUCUGUGAUCUUGUCAAGAAAGCCAAGGAUCAGAAAAAUGAACUCUGGGUUGCUGAAGCAACAGAAAAUUCAUCUUAUUUUUUGAGUUUUGAUUUUCCACGUUGUUCUCACCUCAAAAGUGCUGCUGCUUCUGUCCAGAGAAUCUCUAGCUUGUCUAUUCAGAAGCUCAAGGAGAAGGUUUUAUUUAUAAUCGGUGAAUGUAAGGACUAGGGGGUGAAAGAAGCAUACUCGAACAUGACUGCUAGCGUUGAAAUUGAGAAGCCAUGAAACAAGCAGCAUCGCUUACGGGAAUAGUCCCGUGGAAGAAUGCUGGCAUGUUGCAUCUUGAAGAUGGACUGCAUGAUGUGGAAAGAGCACAGUGAGCGGCCACAAAAGACUUAUCACUUAUGGUUGUAUCUUCAGUUUUGGCCAUUCAAACCUUGGAACCAUGAUGUAAACAUUUGAUGCAACUGUAUUCUCCAAGUCCUUUACGUACAUUAUGGGAGAAGCUUGGACCGAGGCAUGGCACCAGAUUGUUGAUUUUCCGCAGGUUAGCUCCCCUUGACGACUCACGAUCAGAGGCAUCCAAUAGACAAGAUACAGACAACUCAAGGAUUCAGUACUAUUAAAAAUAUGACCGACAAAAGCUCCAUCUUGUGGGAAUUUUCUCCUUUGCAUUUUUUACUUGAUAUAUUCUACUUGACAUAUGCAAACAUUUUUCUUUUAAUUUUCAGUUUGUAUAUGUUUAUGUAUGAAAAUUA
Messenger RNA from Carica papaya (papaya), 3868 nucleotides. It is a transcript of the gene BRCA2B, whose product is annotated as BRCA2-like B. Gene Ontology annotation, biological process: double-strand break repair via homologous recombination; regulation of DNA-templated transcription. Lineage: Eukaryota; Viridiplantae; Streptophyta; Magnoliopsida; Brassicales; Caricaceae. The record is from RefSeq and is a predicted model, not a curated record.